Colletotrichum chrysophilum is the source of this 504-nucleotide messenger RNA. RefSeq lists its product as uncharacterized. Lineage: Eukaryota; Fungi; Ascomycota; Sordariomycetes; Glomerellales; Glomerellaceae. The record is from RefSeq and is a predicted model, not a curated record. The coding region runs from base 1 to 504 and encodes 167 amino acids. The transcript has 2 exons.
AUGCGGCAUGAAGUCCUCGAUCUAUUCUUCAUCCAAAACAUGGUCUAUUUCGACGACGGCAGUGCGUCGGAGUCUCACAAGGACUUUGAAGAGAGCGCGUGGUUUCGUCUCGCCAAACUUGGCAAGAGAGCAAGCGGACCCGAGAUCCAACCGCCGCGACAGAUUCAGUCGCUGUGGAAAGACGCCCUCGCCAAUCUCCGCCACAUGCACGUCAGAAUUCGCCCGGACGCCGUCACGAAGCCGGAGUGGUUCUCCUCAGCGAUCAAACACGCUCCUCGGUUGUCCAUCAUCAGUCUCGGGAUCAUCGACAGACGGCUGUGGGAUCCAGAGCCCCUUCUCGACGCAUACUGCGCGGCGUUUAACGAGAUUGAGAGUCUGUGCGACUUGAAGCUUGCGUAUGGAUUCCAGAAGGAAGACGUCGAGGUGAUUUCGAAGAAGGGCUCCGGUAUCCAGUGCCAAAAUGAGCUUGAUAAAGGAACCAAGUACAUCUUCUUCGUUCUCUGA